This is a messenger RNA of Protobothrops mucrosquamatus (brown spotted pit viper), 1814 nucleotides long. RefSeq names its product MAX network transcriptional repressor (gene MNT). Lineage: Eukaryota; Metazoa; Chordata; Lepidosauria; Squamata; Viperidae. The coding region runs from base 1 to 1668 and encodes 555 amino acids. The record is from RefSeq and is a predicted model, not a curated record. Gene Ontology annotation, biological process: regulation of transcription by RNA polymerase II. The transcript has 6 exons. Gene Ontology annotation, molecular function: DNA-binding transcription factor activity, RNA polymerase II-specific; protein dimerization activity; RNA polymerase II cis-regulatory region sequence-specific DNA binding.
AUGGUUAUUGAAGUAAUAUUUCGAAAUAUCUUAAAAGAAGAGAAUGAAAAACAUGAAAAACUCUGCCAGGAGCGUGAACAAGAGCAGAAGAAGGCCAGCGUGCAAAGGGUUAAUCACAUCACCCAGCCGGAAGAAUCCCGCAAUGACCUCCAAGCUGGGCCGUUGUCUCCACCCACUCCAGCUCCUCCCCCUCCUCUUCCCCCCUCCCUGGCGGCUCCCAUCUCCAUCAUCCCCAUUCCGGUGGUCACCAGCCCCCCUCAGCCAGCCCCCCAAAGUAACUUGUCCCCCCCACUCAUCCAGCGGCACUCGCCCCUGGUAAACAUGGGCCUCAGCAAGGAGCCCCCGCUGAUGGCUCCUGUGAUCCAGAAGACUUCGGGGCCCCUUCUUCCUGACAUCAAGGCCCUCACGCCCCCUUCGGCCAGCCCCAGCCAGCUGCCCCACUACGCCACCUCUGUCUUGGCCAUUUCCCCACAUCACAUGGCCCAGCCGCCCAUCAAGCCCCAGCCGCCCACCCACCAGCCACUCCUCCCUCAUCACGUGCCUCCGCCACUCAAUGUCAAGGCAAACCCGUCAGAAGAGGGCAAGCCCAACGAGCAGAAGAAGAGACCUGGCGGGGUUGGCACCCGAGAAGUCCAUAACAAAUUGGAGAAGAACAGACGUGCCCACUUGAAAGAAUGUUUUGAGACCCUGAAGAAAAACAUCCCCAAUGUUGACGACAAGAAAACCUCAAACCUUAGCGUCCUAAGGAGUGCCUUGAGAUAUAUCCAGACCUUGAAACGCAAAGAGAAAGAAUACGAGCAUGAGAUGGAGCGGCUGGCGAGGGAAAAAAUUGCCACGCAGCAACGUUUGGCAGAGCUGAAGAAUGAGUUGAGUCAGUGGAUGGAUAUCUUGGAAAUUGACCGGAUAAUCCGCCAGACAGUUCAACCCGAAGAUGAUCAGGCGUCCACUUCAACUGCUUCAGAAGGAGAAGACAAUAUGGAUGAGGACAUGGAAGACAACAGCCCUGUGAAUUCGUUGCCGAAGCUUGUGCAUCGCCAGCAUCCUGAGCUCUUGAAAGCGGUGGCCCCCAUUGCUGCGGCCCAUCGCCCUUCGGUUCUGCCGCUGGCCCAGAAGCAUGUCCCGCCCCACGCCCCGCCCCCCCUCCAGCCCCAAGCCCUGGUCCAGCCCCAGGCAAUUGUCCCUGCACAGACUCACCUCAUGGCGGCCUCCACCGUGCAAUCGACUGUUAUCGCCCAUACGGCCACUACUCACGCCUCCGUCAUUCAGACUGUUAACCAUGUUCUCCCGGGCCCCCAGCCCAAGCACAUUGCCCACCUCGCACCCUCGUCCACCUCCAGCCCAGUCCAGCUGACGACCACGGCUCAGCCCAUCGGCCACAUCACUGUGCACCCGGCCACCCUCAACCACGUAGCCCACCUGGGGCAGCAGCUCCCUCUGUACCCACAGCCCGUGGCCGUCAGCCAGCCUGUGGUGGGCCACAUUGCGCACGCCAUCUCUCACCAGCAAGUGAAUGGAACUGCCAGCCUCGGCCAGCCAGCGGUCAUGGCGAAGCCCGGCGUUGGAACUCAAGUUGUCCACCACCCACAGUUGGUGGGCCAAACGGUCUUGAACCCAGUCACCAUGGUUACCAUGCCCCCUUUUCCCGUAAGCACCUUGAAGCUGGCGUAGAAUCAGCUGCAAAACAACUGGAUAAAGCUCCAUACAUUCCAAGUGUGCCCCAUGGCAGAGAUGUUAGGAGUGAGAGGGUUGGACACACUGACCCUCCGCGAGAGGAUGGCGCAAGAGAGAGGCCGGGGAACAGGCAGAAAUAACCU